AUGUAACAAAAAACACAAAGAAGAGGAAAACCGAGUUAAUUGGAAGUGAUUCAAGCAAACACUGAUGUCUGGCUUUUUAAUGAAAGAUGCUUAGAAUUAUAUUUAUUACUCUAGGAAGAAGCGCAUUAUUUCCCAUAUUGUUCACGCAAGGGCGAAUCAUUGAGUCCAGAGGAUGAAAAGAAGAAGAAUCGCGUGAUGGUAGCAGCAGAGUCACUUGGAAUAAAUGUCCAUCCAGAUAAAGCUAUUGUGUUAUUUUUUAAAACAGAAUAAUCUUUGGGGGAAUAAUACAAUCACUAAUUAAUGGCUGAGCUUUUGGAUACAUUGAAAAAGGUGAAUGCUGAAAAAUUAAUCUAAUUGAGUUACUAGCUUAAUGACAGCUUCAUUCAAGAACUUAUAACCAUAAUCAAAUAUAGAAAUGUUGAAGAAGUUUUAGCUAGGAACCUAUUGAAUGAUGAAUUACAUCCUGAUCAUAAAUUUUAGAUAGUUAAGAAUGCUUAUUUACACCAUGUUAAAGUGAAUGAGACGCCAUUAACGUUUGUAGAAUUUCUUAGUUCACAUGAAGCAACUCAAAGAGUAAAAAGAUUUGCUUAAAAGAUUAACGAAACAAUCUUUCUGUAUAGCAAUUGGCAAUGGAUAUAAUGAUAUACCAUUAGAUUAUUAUAUUAUAUUUAUAUUUAUAUUAUUUAUUUA
Molecule: messenger RNA, 690 nt
Organism: Paramecium tetraurelia
Lineage: Eukaryota; Ciliophora; Oligohymenophorea; Peniculida; Parameciidae
Exons: 1
Source: RefSeq, a predicted model, not a curated record